Messenger RNA from Lachancea thermotolerans CBS 6340, 408 nucleotides. It is a transcript of the gene PAM16, whose product is annotated as import motor complex subunit PAM16. Gene Ontology annotation, cellular component: TIM23 mitochondrial import inner membrane translocase complex. Bases 1 to 408 code for a protein of 135 amino acids. Lineage: Eukaryota; Fungi; Ascomycota; Saccharomycetes; Saccharomycetales; Saccharomycetaceae. The record is from RefSeq and is a predicted model, not a curated record. Gene Ontology annotation, biological process: protein import into mitochondrial matrix. The transcript has a single exon.
AUGGCUCAUAGGGCUUUAUUCCAGGUCAUUUUCACAGGCGCUCAGGUGUUUGGCAGAGCAUUCUCUGAAGCUUACAAACAAGCUGCAGUCCAAGCUACCAAGACUGGAGCCAACGCCGCCAGAGCGGGGGCUGCCAAAGCUGAAUACGGCGGAAUCACGCUUGAUGAAAGUUGCAAAAUUUUGAAUAUUGAGAAUGAAGCUGAUAUGGCAAGCCCCGAGAAGAUCGAGGAGCGCUUCAAGUACCUAUUCGAUGUCAACGACAAGGAGAAAGGCGGCAGCUUCUAUUUGCAAAGCAAGAUUUACAGGGCGGCUGAGAGGCUGAAAUACGAGCUCGCGGAAAAACAGCAAGUCGACAAAGCGGCGGAAGGGCAGAAGGGGCCCGAAAAGCCGCCGUCUGCGGAACAGUGA